AUGGUGGUAGAUACGAAAUAUUACGAUAUUUUAGGCGUUGAGUCAACGGCAACGGAGCAAGAACUUAGAAAAGCUUAUAGAAAGCAAGCUAUCAAACUUCAUCCGGAUAAGAAUGGGAAUGAUCCUAAGGCGGCCGAAAAGUUUCAAGACUUGGGAGAAGCUUACGGUAUUUUGUCCAAUGCUGACACAAGAAAGAUUUAUGAUGAAUAUGGGGUGGAAGGAAUGAAGGAAAAGAGUGUACAAGGGCAAGAUAUUGAUCCAAGCGAAUUCUUUGAAGUUAUAUUCGGUGGGGUGGCAUUCAGAGACUGGAUUGGUGAAUUGGGUAUGUUUAAUGACAUUACCAAGUCUGCUGAAGUUUUGGACUUGGAUGAGGAGAACUCGAAUCUGGAAGUUAGCUCGACGGGAACUGGAGAAUCAGCUUUCAAAGGCAAGACCGACGGUACAAGUAGUCCUACUUCAGGUCAUGGCGAAACUCCAACAUCCACUCAUAGUUCAUUACAAUUGCAUUCUCAUGAAAACAAGGGUGAGUUGUCGUCUGAAGAUAUAAAGAGAAAGAGAAAGCAAAAGCUCACCAAGGAGCAAAGGGAGGAGAUUUUGAGAAUCCAAGAAGAAGCUAGGGAGGCCAAACUUAAGAGAAUUAAUGAUUUGUCAGUCAUAUUGAAGGAUCGUUUAGAUAAUUAUAGAGCGGCCGCAACUAAUCAAGAAGGAUUGAAACAUUUCACUGAAAAAUUAAAACAGGAGCUUGACGAUAUGAAGAUUGAAAGUUUUGGUAUACAGUUAUUACACUUAAUUGGAAAAGUAUAUACCAACCAAGCAAAUGCAACACUAAAAGCAGCUAAAACUUUUGGUAUCACCAAGAUCUAUAGCUCAAUGAAAUCUUCAACUGAAACUGUCAAAAAUGGUUACAGCAUCAUAAAAUCAGCCUUAGAUACACAGGAGACAAUGGAAAAAGUAAUGAAGGAACAAGAAGCUUUCCAAUUAAAACAAGAACAAGGAUACACCCCAACACAAGAGGAAAUUGUACAGCAAGCUGAAAGAGAACGGUUUGUUACUGGAAAAUUCCUUGCUACGGCUUGGUCUUUGGUGAAAUUUGAAGUCACCAAUGUACUAAAUAAAGUAUGCCAGAACGUCUUACAUGAAAAGGGUAUAGGCAAGAAAGAGAAAGUUGCUAGAGCAAAUGCAUUGUUGUACAUUGGAACUCAAUUAUUGAAUGAGAAGAGGUCGGCUGAUGAGGAUGAAGAAGCCAGAAUUUUUGAAGAAAUGAUGGCUGAUGCAAAGAUGAAGAAGGCCAAUAAGAAGAAGCAACAUAAUUUCUUUUAA
Molecule: messenger RNA, 1320 nt
Organism: Lodderomyces orthopsilosis Co 90-125
Lineage: Eukaryota; Fungi; Ascomycota; Pichiomycetes; Serinales; Debaryomycetaceae
Exons: 1
Coding region: 1-1320 (439 amino acids)
Biological process (GO): protein import into peroxisome matrix
Cellular component (GO): cytosol
Source: RefSeq, a predicted model, not a curated record